Ruditapes philippinarum (Manila clam) is the source of this 698-nucleotide messenger RNA. RefSeq names its product intermediate filament protein ifa-4-like. The record is from RefSeq and is a predicted model, not a curated record. The transcript has 5 exons. Lineage: Eukaryota; Metazoa; Mollusca; Bivalvia; Venerida; Veneridae. The coding region runs from base 115 to 561 and encodes 148 amino acids.
AGAUGUUUCUUUUAUAAUUCGAUUAAAGUAUCACGUGACUUCAAAAGCUGUGAUUUGUAUCAUUUUUAAAUACGUAUUUUGGAUGCGAGUUGGCGCAUUAUUUAUUUAAGAGCGAUGUACCUGCGAAUUAUUGUUUCCCUGUUGGUGAUUGUUCCGUAUGGGGUUGGAAGACACGUGAAACGUGAGGAUAGCUUGUACUGGUCCAGUAUCUAUGUGGAGUCAUCAUCACAGGGACCGUUUGUGAUAGCCGGUAUUCAACCUGAAGGUGAAUUUAUAAUUCUGGAAAAUAUCUCGGAUGAGAGGGAAUAUCUGAAUGGCUGGAAAAUACAACAGAAGAUUGACGGUCGCCUUCGUGAACCAUACAUGUUUGAAUUUUGUUCCAUCGCUCCACAUCAUAAGAGAAAGAUCGUUGCUAACAAAUGGUCCGAAAAUGCUACAGCAACUGAUUUUGUUGCCACUGAUGUAUACACGUGGGGAACCGGAAGUGAAGUCAAAACAUACCUCUAUGAUAAAGAUGAUGACCUGAAGGCUAGUCAUAUUGUUGGCACGGCAACAUCGUGAGUCACAUUCAACACAGUGUUGGUUUUUAUUUAGUUAAAAAAGACAGGAAAUAAAUACUUACGAACAUUGCAAGAAUGACUACUUGUGUAAUCUUAUUUCAUAUAUUAAAUUCUAAUUAAAUAAAUUUAUGUACCUAA